AUGGAACUGGGUACUUGUGACGUGGAUGCACAGCUUUUGGAGCAGUUUGGUGCACUGGGUACGAACGAUAAAGAUGAUUUGGUCAGUCAGCUGAGGACAGUGGUUGGGCCUAGCAUAUCGCAAGAUGCUUGUCGGUUUUUCUUGGAGCUAGCAGGAUGUUUUGAGGAUUCAUCGGCACUGCAAAAUGCUGUUACCACCGUUUGCACGUUUAAUCCAACGUCCAUUGCGGUUGAGAACCCUGGAGUCAGCUGUAUCUCCCCAUCAUUUGAUCUCCGAAUUUGGCCUUCGCCUUCUGGUUCUCCAGGCACUCCUGAAUCUUUUAAAGUCGUGAUUGAAAAUUCGGGUCCCAACCCCUGGUCAGACAAUUUUUAUAUACGUUCUGAGGGUGAUCAGUCUGUGGCCAAGUUGGCAACACGAAGUCCUAUUUCUGGUCAGAUCGCAUGGCUUCCUAUUGGCGCCGACGGUCGAAUCCCUCUUCCCCCUGUCCCACCUGGCCAGAUUACAGAACUGACAAUCAAUGUCAAUUCCCCAAAUACGCUUGCUGCAGGUUUACCACUAAAGCCUGUGGUCGGGGCCCUCAGCUUCUGCAUGGCUAAUGGUGAAAAUUUUGGCGGUAAGUCCUUGAAGAAUCUCCAUAUUCAGUAUCAACGCAGCUGUAGCUCAUAA
Echinostoma caproni is the source of this 666-nucleotide messenger RNA. The record is from the annotation of a GenBank genome assembly. NCBI's taxonomy places the organism in Eukaryota, Metazoa, Platyhelminthes, Trematoda, Plagiorchiida, Echinostomatidae.